AUGUUGUUGCCCCCUGGCAAGUCGGCCCUCGAAUACGGGAAGCUUUUGUUAGAUCCCGUCCUGAUUGAGCGCAGGUUCGAAGCUGGUCUACUUGAUGACAUCUCAUGCAGCGCAUCUGGAAGAAGGUCGAGCUUCCAGUUUGGGGCAGCAAGUGGAUGGAGAACUGGGUCAACGGCGUGUAAGAUGGGGAAGUUGGCUAUUUUACGGUGGUUGGUGGAGCACCCGACGGGUCGAGCGGCUGUCUCCGUUUUCAAGGUGGGCGAUGACUUGUUGCCCUUGUUGUACGACGCAGUUUCUCAAGGUCACCUAGAUGUCAUGCAGUACCUUUACGACCAAGAUGUCGCUUUUGGAUAUGGGACCGCAUUACUGUGUGCAAUUCGCGGAGACAAGACGGACGCGGCCAAAUGGCUGCUUGAUCGCUUUCCACCAACAGAGAAGAUCCCUCAGUAUUGCGUCUUGGCGGAAGCUGCGAGGCGCGAAGUCCCUGGAAGUCCCGGGUUUUCCUGGGUCAAAGCCGUCCUCAAUUCCAGAGUCGAGUACUGA
This is a messenger RNA of Phytophthora sojae, 543 nucleotides long. RefSeq lists its product as hypothetical. NCBI's taxonomy places the organism in Eukaryota, Oomycota, Peronosporomycetes, Peronosporales, Peronosporaceae. The record is from RefSeq and is a predicted model, not a curated record. The transcript has 3 exons. Bases 1 to 543 code for a protein of 180 amino acids.